Messenger RNA from Phytophthora infestans T30-4, 1044 nucleotides. Its product is annotated as elongation of very long chain fatty acids protein, putative. Gene Ontology annotation, biological process: fatty acid elongation, saturated fatty acid; sphingolipid biosynthetic process; very long-chain fatty acid biosynthetic process. The record is from RefSeq and is a predicted model, not a curated record. Gene Ontology annotation, molecular function: fatty acid elongase activity. The transcript is spliced from 4 exons. Gene Ontology annotation, cellular component: endoplasmic reticulum membrane. Lineage: Eukaryota; Oomycota; Peronosporomycetes; Peronosporales; Peronosporaceae. The coding region runs from base 57 to 887 and encodes 276 amino acids.
CGAGUAUCUUCCCACAUCGCAAUUCGAGCCGCGCCCCGCAUUUGCUUUUGACUCGCAUGGCUUCUGAACUUUGGGCUAGCUACAAGCAAUGGGCUGAUGCUCAGGAAACGGUCUUCCUGGACUGGGCCGACCCGUCCGGCCAGUACAAGCUGUCACCCAUGAAGGACCUGCCUGGCGCCGAUUUUGCCUCGGCAUUCGCAAUCUGCGUCGCCUACGUGUCCUUCGUCGUCAUCGGAACGCUCGUCAUGAAGGCUGGUGUCCCGGCCAUCAAGACCAGUCCACUGCAGUUUGUCUACAACCCACUGCAAGUUGUGCUUUGCUCGUACAUGUGCAUGGAAGCUGGAAUUCUCGCCUACCGCAGCGGUUAUUCGGCCACGCCGUGCAACGCGUUCAGCGCAGAGAAGCCUGUCAUGGGCAACGUGAUGUACAUGUUUUAUCUGUCCAAGAUCCUGGACUUCUUUGACACGAUCUUCAUUAUCCUUGGCAAGAAGUGGAAGCAGCUCUCCUUCCUCCAUGUGUACCACCACUUGACCAUUUUCGCGAUUUACUUCAUGAACUUCCGCGUGGCCUACGACGGAGACAUCUACGCCACGAUCAUUCUGAACGGUUUCAUCCACACCAUUAUGUACAUGUACUACUUCGUGAGCGCGCACACUCGUGACAUCUGGUGGAAGAAGUACCUCACGGCCAUGCAGCUGAUUCAGUUCGUCACGAUGAACGUGCAGGGCUACUUCAUAAUGUCGCGCUCGUGCGACAACUUCCCCCACAAGAUUCCGGUCAUCUACCUCGUCUAUAUCCAGUCGCUUUUCUGGCUGUUCAUGAACUUCUUCAUCAAGUCGUACUGCUCGAAGCCACGUAAGACGUCCAACAAGAAGAAGACGCAGUAGAGAGCAACGGCCCCGAAAUAUCGUAGAUGACGCUGCUAACACAGCUGCUCGAGGGGAUGUGGGUCUGCUUUCAGAUUUAUAAGAACAUUUUAAGACCAAUGCAACGCCGAAGGGGGCGAUGAACUGCUCCCUCGGCUGAAUUUCGUGCUGAAAGUGA